Salvelinus sp. IW2-2015 is the source of this 2610-nucleotide messenger RNA. Lineage: Eukaryota; Metazoa; Chordata; Actinopteri; Salmoniformes; Salmonidae. The record is from RefSeq and is a predicted model, not a curated record.
AUGGGAAAAGUGUGGAGGGACACCAUCGAAGGCUUCAAACAAAGCAUCAAGCGGAGCAGAAACCCAUCAAGAACACCAAAAAAUAUACAAAAGAAGAGCGUCACUAAAGACGUGUCGGCACCCAAGUCCAAGAGGCUGGCAAGGCAGAACAGCUUUAAGGUGAAAACCGGUGUCAGGGGGGACAGGGCCAUGUUGUCCCCCCCGGAUGCACCUCCCGCCUGUCCCCACUGCAAGGACAGUCUGGUGGCCGCUCCACUUGCGAGGACAGGGUCAGGGGGGUGUGAGGGACGCCCCGGGAUGGCAGGCUGCAGGGUGGCGGUCGCCCCCCUGGCUGCCUCCGACCCCCCGCUGAGGGUGGAACACAGACAUGAAGUUCGACAGGUUCAGCCCGAGUCCAGGGAUGUGUCGGAGCGUCUGGUCCAGUUGCAGCGCUGUAUGAAUUCCCUCCAGGAGCCAGGGGUCCCCAGGGGCCGUGUAGGCCAGGGAGGGGACACGCUGGGGGCCAUUCUGGCUCUGAUGGCUGCAAGGGGGCAGCGGUUGGAGAGAGGGAGAGAAAGACCUGAUACUACUGUUGAGGAGCAUCACAACAACCCUCCAACAGUGGUCCCCUCAGCGAGGCUGCAUCCUCAGGACUGUGCUGAGAUCUAUCGUUUGGGGAUCAAAGAGAACGGAAUCUACACCAUCCAGCCUGAUCCACACAGACCUGCAGUGGAGGCAGAGUGUGACAUGGAGACAGCAGGCGGGGGGUGGACAGUGUUCCAGCGUCGGCGAGAUGGCUCGGUGGACUUCAACCGAACGUGGCAGGAGUACCGCGAGGGUUUUGGUUCCCCACAGGGAGAAUACUGGCUGGGGAACGCAGCGCUGCAUGCGCUAACCAACACUGGUCAACACCUGCUGCGUAUACAACUGGAGGACUGGCACCAGCAGAAACGCCAAGCCACCUACAACACUUUCAGAGUGGCAGCAGAGGCACAGAGGUACCGUCUGACAGCACGGGAGUACUCUGGUGAUGCGGGCAAUGCCCUAAGCUACAGUAAACGCUACAACCAUGAUGGCCGAGCGUUCAGCACCAACGACCGUGACCACGAUCGCUACACAUCAGGGAACUGUGCGGAGUACUAUGGUGCAGGCUGGUGGUUCGACGCCUGCCUGGCGUCUAACCUGAAUGGACUCUUCUACCGCGGGCGCUACAGCGGGCUGACCAAUGGCAUUUACUGGGGCACCUGGUACAUCCUGACAGACAGUCACAGCGGAGAGCGCUACUCCUUUAAGAGUGUGGAGAUGAAGACACGCCCACGCAACUUCUAAUGAAGACUGACCUGGGAGCUAGUAGAUAGACAUACCCAAACAUAGACAUACCCAAACAUAGACAUACCCAAACAUCAUUAUUUUUCAGGAGAUGGCCAUAAACAAUAACUGGUAAUGUUGCAUAGUUAUAGAAAGGUCUAGAUCUCACCUUUCAGUAAAAAAAUUGUUAUAAAUUGCUGAGAUAUACUCACUUAUGAGGACACAAGCUCAAUUACAUAGUACAAAUAUUAUGAAAAUAUAAAAAAUAAUUUAUGUUUUUUUCCUAUUUAACAAAUUUCCCCUUUCUUAUAACUGUAAAAUAAAUGAUCAUAUUUAGUGACAAUUUCAUAUAACUGACGACAGAGACAUUUCUCCUAAAAGUCCACUUAGCGGAGCAAAGACACCAUUCAAAUGUGUGCAGACUCAUUACAUCUUCAGCGUUAAACACAAAGUGAUUUUGUCUGUCUGUGAUCAAGAGAAUGUGGUCUUGUUUAAAUUCUUCGAAAUGAUUUAGUCUUUUUUCAUGUUGAGAUCUCUAAAUCCGGUUGAGAAUAUCACAGCGACAUGAACCACAAUUGUUGGGUACGCUAGACUGUUACUGUUCAUAUGCCGCCUCCCAGGCUGGGCUCUGUCACUCAUAAGCAGAGCGAAUCGAUUCUUUGUCUGGAUAGGCCAGAAAAUGUGACACGUUUAUGCAAAUGACACCCUAUGCAAAUGUGGGGUCUGAUACCUGACACAUCAAGUCAGCUCCGUUGAGAGAGUGGUAGCGCCGAGUAGACAGGUGGGGCUUUCUGACAAUAUAAUGCACAUUCACCUACGACAUUCACAGAACGCUUUGUACCCCAAAAUCAGUUGGAACAUGUCCCGAACCGCUCAAAGUCCCCUAUAUAGGGGACUUAACAUCUUCAAAUUAAAACAUAGGCCUACUACACAAUAGUCUGAGCCACAGUACUGUAUAUGCAAAUCUAGGGUGGGGAACAUUAGCCUGGUCCCAAUCUGUUUGUGCUGUCUUGCCAACUCCUAUAGUCAUGUCACUCCAAACAAUAUUGGCAAGGCCACACAAACAGAUCUGGGACCAGGCUAGGGAAACCCUAAUCUGGCUGCAGAGUGUGUGAAGGUUAUUGUUACUCAGCUAAUGACUGGAUGUUUGAUUCACUGGAUAAUGUUGGGAUAGUGAGCCAUUAAAUCAGUUUUUCCAGGUGUAAAUAUGGUGCUAAAUGGAAAACUGGUCAGAUGACUCUAUCCUUAUCAAGUCAAAUCAAAAUCAAAUCAAAUGUAUUUAUAAAGCCCUUUUUACAUCAGCCGAUGUCACAGCGUGCUGUA